This is a messenger RNA of Chrysoperla carnea, 1989 nucleotides long. RefSeq names its product cleft lip and palate transmembrane protein 1-like protein. The coding region runs from base 216 to 1832 and encodes 538 amino acids. Lineage: Eukaryota; Metazoa; Arthropoda; Insecta; Neuroptera; Chrysopidae. Gene Ontology annotation, cellular component: endomembrane system; membrane. The record is from RefSeq and is a predicted model, not a curated record. The transcript is spliced from 8 exons.
AUCGCACAAAAUCCAGACAUAACCUAAUAACCCACAGGAAUACUUUUAAAAUAAUCCUGUAAUUCUUGAAGUCAGUGCAUUUAAUUGUCAUAAAUAAAAAAUGUUGUGAAUUUUUGACGUUUAUUCAAAGUAUGUUCAGAAAAGUAAUUUAUUUUUCAGCAAUAAAUAACAGAAUGUAUUAUCGUUUAUCUAUUAAAUCAUAACUAUUUAAAAAAAUGACAAGACCAUCAAUAACAGUGAUUUUAUCAUGUCUUUUUAUGAUAUAUAUUUUAAACGAUUUAUGGUCGUUAGCACGAUUAUUUAUACCUCCAAAGUGUUCUGAUGAUUCUUCAAAUACUUGUUUAGAAUCAUAUUUAACUUCAAAACCAACUUUACAACUAUUUUUAUACACGUCAUCAAAUGUAAACAUUAAAAAUUUAAAUUUAAUUUAUCAUAAUAAAGGAUUUGAUUACACACAACCGUUUAAUAAGGUACUUGAAAUCAAUCUGCCGAAAGAAACUACACAAAAUGGAUCUCUUGUAUUAACUGUAGCUUUAUUAGAUAAAAUUCAUACAUUAAAAAAGAAUUGGGAUGAACUUAAAUUUUUAGACAACGCAGCAGUAGAACGAAUAUAUAUAACCAAAUAUGCUAAGCCGCAAGCAAAAACGUUCAAUUUGCUGGGAUCCGAUAAAGAAAAAAGCAAUACGAAGGAAGAAAAUGUUAAACCAGUUACUCACUUAAAAAGUAAAGUAAAAUUUAAUGUAUUUGCUGACGAUGUGAAAUUGUCUACAAAAGAAUUACCACCAGAGUUAGUUCGACUAAUAAGAUUAAACAAACAAAACAAAUACCUGCCAAUUUUACAAUAUAAUUUUUUGGAAUCACGUUUAGAUGAUUUAGUCUUAAUUACACCGAAAACAACCUCAUUGAAUGUGACCUUUUCUUAUGCUCCUAUUGGAAUUGGAAAACUACGUUUACUUCUACAUUUGGAACAAUCAAUGAAGCAACUCUAUAAUUUAGGUUUUACCGAAAAAGAUGUUGAUUCAGUUAAAGAUUUGUUUGCUGAAUCCAAUUUAUAUGUUUUGUGUCUUACAGUAUUGAUUGGAGGUGUACACUUACUGUUCGAUAUAUUAGCAUUCAAAAAUGAUGUUUCAUUUUGGAGGAAUAAAAAGUCAUUAGCAGGAUUAUCACCACGAUCUGUUCUAUGGCGAAGUUUUAGUCAUGCUGUGAUAUUUCUCUACCUAUUAGAUGAAAAUACAUCGUUAUUAGUUUUAAUUCCUAGUGCAAUUGGAACGUUAAUUGAGUUUUGGAAAGCUACAAAAAUUUUCAAAAUAUCAUUCAAAUUAGGGUUUCCUUGUAUUAAAUUUACAUUGAAAGCAAAUAAUGACGAUGAACGUAUUACUUAUAAAUAUGAUGCUGAAUGUAUGAAAUAUUUAAGUUAUGUUUUAUAUCCGUUAUGUAUUUGUGGCGCUGUGUAUUCUUUACUUUACGAACCACAUAAAGGGUGGUAUUCAUGGACUAUUAACAGUAUGGUGAAUGGAGUGUAUGCGUUUGGUUUCAUAUUUAUGUUGCCACAGUUAUUUGUGAAUUAUCGCCUUAAAUCAGUGUCAGCUUUACCAUGGAGAGCCUUUAUGUAUAAAGCAUUUAAUACAUUUAUCGAUGACAUUUUUGCAUUUAUAAUAACAAUGCCUACAGCUCAUCGAGUUGCUUGUUUUAGAGAUGAUAUUAUAUUUAUUAUUUAUUUAUAUCAAAGAUGGCUUUACCCAAUUGAUUAUAGCCGUGUUGAUGAUCCUGAUGUCCAAGCUUUAGGACCUCAAAAACCUAAGGAAAUAGAAGAUAAGAAAAAACAAGAAUAAAUCGAUGGCAUAAUAGACGGCUGUGCAAUAAUUACAUUACAAUUAUACCAAAAAAUUCACCUUAUAUAAUCAUUCCAAUAAUUUAUUCUAGCAAUUUUGAUGGAACUAUUUCAUACAUUUUUUAUGAAGAAUUGUUAUCAAAUAUUAUUUUAUCUUA